AUGAAUUUAAAACGACAUCGCAAUAAUCAAUAUACCAUUAUAAAUAACUAUCGUUUUGUUAAAAGCUCACAAUCAGCAAAUACAUAUUACUUAAAAUGUGCAAAUUUUCGCAAAUCCUGUCGAGCUCGUGCCAUUAUACGCAAGGACACAAUGCAAGUCCAAUUGAAAGAUGGCAAUCACACUUGCCAGAGCUACCAACUAUCUAAAGGUAUUACAUUUCCCGCUCGUUAUAUUAUAUCCAGGCGUGGUACACAACUGGUGCUGUUUAGACACAAUACAUACACACCAAAUUCAAAAAUAAAACCUGACUCCCUGAAACGUGAUUGGAAGUGUUCCAUGUAUCACAAGGCCAAGUGUAAGGCACGCUUGGUAACCAAAUUUACAUCCGCUGGUGAUAUUAUACACGUAACUUGUGCCAUGCACUCUCACCCCCCCAUGUAUCCUCCAACGCUUUUAAAACCUCCGCAAUAAACU
Molecule: messenger RNA, 474 nt
Organism: Musca vetustissima
Lineage: Eukaryota; Metazoa; Arthropoda; Insecta; Diptera; Muscidae
Exons: 3
Coding region: 1-471 (156 amino acids)
Source: RefSeq, a predicted model, not a curated record